AUGGGUACAGCUUCAAGCAAACAACAGGUGCCGACACUCGCAGCAAAGCUGUCCGCCAAAGCGAAAAAGAAGUACAAGAAGAUUCAAGGAAGGAGCAAUGCGCUAGAGCCUACCUCGGAAGCGCAGUCGCGACCCGAGACGUGUCAUUGGAACAAGCUAUCUACGGAGCUCAAGCUACUCAUCUUCGAAUACUCGGGCCUUAUCUUGGAAGAUCCUGUACGCCAUCCGAAUGCGACGGGUGCGAGUGCGAAAUACCAGCUUAGACAGCUCAGCUUUGGUCUCGUGAACAAGGAGUUCAGACAAUUGAGCCAGGACGUUUGGUACAAGAAGAAUACGUUCGUUGUUGCGCCGGUCUGGGUCACUGACUGGAUAGACGCCGGCCCAGUAGGCCGCACGGUUCUCUCAUACCCAAACCCAAGCCAUGGCCACCUCGUCCGGAAUCUUCAGGUAGAAUUUACCGUGGGUUGGGGACGUGCUGUGGAGGACUUUGCCCUCUGA
Molecule: messenger RNA, 498 nt
Organism: Didymosphaeria variabile
Lineage: Eukaryota; Fungi; Ascomycota; Dothideomycetes; Pleosporales; Didymosphaeriaceae
Exons: 3
Coding region: 1-498 (165 amino acids)
Source: RefSeq, a predicted model, not a curated record